Molecule: messenger RNA, 3283 nt
Organism: Cuscuta europaea
Lineage: Eukaryota; Viridiplantae; Streptophyta; Magnoliopsida; Solanales; Convolvulaceae
Source: the annotation of a GenBank genome assembly
GGAAUUUAAAAAUUAAACAUUUUGAAGGUUUUGAAGGGUUACAAAAAUGAGCUUUUUUCUUGGAUAUUACCUAAUUGAAGCCGAUUUCCCAAAAAGUGACCAUUUUUUAAAUGGACAAAAAUGUGACCAAGAAGGUCACAUAUAUGAAAAAACAUGAUGUCACUGUUUUUUAUAUCACUGACUGAUAUUUAUGUCACUAUUGUGUGUCACUAUUGGAUUUUUAUGUCACUUUUGAUGGUCACUAUGAUCGUCGGAAAAUUUUCCAGCAACCUUUUCCGGCGAAACUGUACAUCACCCAUCAGCGCCCCCCGACCACAUUAUUCAUGUCAUUGUAGUUUUUUCGUGUCACUAUGAUUUGUCACUACCAUUUUUCAUGUCACUUUCAGAUGUCACUAUCUCGGGAAACGUGUCACUGUGUCAUCGGAAAAGUUUCCGACGACUUUUUCCGGCAUCUGAUCCGAUGCCGCCCUUCCCACCGCCCUCUCAACCACUUCCGACCACUGCCCUGUCUCACUAGCCUCACAACUCCCUUUCCAAUCCUGCACCUAGCUCUGUAUCCGGGCCCAUCAGCCCUCCCCUGCCUCGCCUAUCACCGCCAGAACGGCCUCGGCCCCUCCGCUGACCACCAUCACGCUUUGCUACUGCCCCACACUCAUCGUAGCCUCAGCCACUACCCAAAAUCAAACCCCUUAUACUGCCCUUGCUCUAUACUGCUCUUGUUACUUCCCAACCCUUCCUUGAGCUCCAGGCCUAGCCUUCAUUAUCAUAUUGUGAGAGCACUGAAAGGGUUGCAACCGCCGUCGUCAAAUUUGAAACCCUAUAAGCUGAAAUCGACCAAAACACUCGUUGAAAUCAAUCAAAACCGACGUCGUUGGAGCAGAUCUGGAGGCUGUCGAAAAGAUUUGUCAUUGUCGCACCUAUCACCAUCGCAGGACUUCACCUAAAUCUAUGGAAUCGCCGUCGAGUUUGAAACAUUGCAGGGAUAAGAAGAUCGAUAUGUGAAAUAAGGUUGGCGAGAAGGAAAAGGAGAAAUUGGAGGAGAGACUCAUAUCUGCGGCGGUGGCGGUGAGAGAUGGUAGAAGAAGAGGCGGAGGAGUGAAGGGAGAUGUUUGCCAGAGAAGAAGGGAAAAUGUGGAAGUAAGGGAGGAGGUUGGCUGCAUAAGGUUUGAUGCGCAGGAGGGGGUGAGGUGUUUGGAAGAAGAGUCUUGGACGAUUGGGGACGAAUGAGAGAAAUAGGUAACUUUUCUGGAAUUUUUUAAAAGAGUUAUAUUUUUGUCCAAUGAAAGUUGAGGAGUAAUAUCUAUGUAAUUCUUUCUACAAAAAUCCUCCAAAACUACCCUCCAAUUUUUUGAAGGGUCAUAAAGCCUGUUGACCUUCGUCUCCCUUCCGAAACCACAUCCAAACACACCUAAGCAAAUAGCACAGCUUUUAGAAUUGGGUUACCUUUGGUUCUUACCCACUCUUGUCCAAUUAUCUGAACCACUAAACGGCAUGAAACACGGGCGGCAGGGACGAAUUGACUCAGACAAUAUCCUAGUUCUUCCGGAUCUGGGAAGGAGGCGUGAAGAGGAAUCAAGCUCCAAUUGAAUUACCCUCCCUCUCCAUUGUUUUCCCUCUAUUUUGUUCAAUAUAUCCUCUCUGCUCAUUCAUCUCCCGCAACAGCGAAGCCUCUAUUAAAUCGAAAACUGAGAUGGGGCUCUGAGAGUCGCCUGCCGCUUCGAGUGAGUGGACGAUCAAUAACAAUGGGCGCAUGCUGCACUAACUUCUUUCGCGACACGUGGGACCGCUUCUUCGACCGCUGUACUCGCUUCCUGCCCUGCUUAUCUGAUCCUGCUCGGAGAUCAACAUUCUGCUUGCAGUUAAUUCUGGUGGUGCUGCACGUGGUAUACGUGGGCUUUAUAUUGGUGUUCAAUAGAGAGUUACUUGAGACAACCCGAGUAGAACCCUGGUACAUUGCAUUAUACUUGUUGUUGCUCAUUGCCACUGUGGUUCAAUAUUUCAUCACUUCUUCUUCAUCUCCCGGGUAUGUUAUUGACGCAAUGAGGGCGGUUGAUGAGGCAGGUGCCUUGUGUGAUAGCACAUCAGGGAUCUCGAACAAAGACAACCUGCUUCAAGCAAAAAUGGCAGUGUAGUUAUUACAAUUGAUAGGAAGCAGUUAGAAAAACAUCUCUUAGGCGGUAAUGCAACACCUUGGACAAAGCUAGUCAUGGAUCUGUAUCCCCACGGAUCAUCUUUAAGAACUUGGACUUGUACCUACUGUCACAUUUUGCAGCCUCCUCGAGCUAAACACUGUCAUGAUUGUAACAAAUGUGUUCUUGAGUUCGAUCAUCAUUGUGCGUGGCUUGGGACAUGUAUUGGGAAGGGAAACCAUUGCCGUUUUUGGUGGUACAUAUUUGAGGAGACGAGUUUGUGCAUCUGGACUGGCAUUUUAUACAUUCAGUUCCUUAAAUCGAGUAUAUCAAAGGCAUGGUGGACGUAUGCAAUUGUGAUUCUAUUGCUAGCUUUCUUGUCAAUCUUCUUUAUAUUCUUGCUUCUCCUACUACUUUUUCACAGCUACCUUGUUUUAACAAACCAGACAACUUAUGAGCUUGCUCGACGGCGAAGGAUACCAUACUUGAGGGGGGUACCUGAGAGAGUGUUUCCCUUUAGUAGAGGGGUUUGUAGAAAUGUGUUCUUCUUCUGUUGUGACCGCAGCAGGGAGAUGUACAGAAUGGAACCCCUGCCAACGGCAAUGGAAAUAGAAGAGAAGUCAAAACCUUAUACUUGUUCAGAUGUCAUGUCUUGCCGGUGUUGCUGUUAAUGAUUUGGCCCAUCUGCCCGCCCAUUAGGGGUAUAGCGUUUGAAGGACAUGACAUGCAUCUAUUGUGCAUUUUUUAAGACCGGAGUCAAGGAAACUGCUGAGCAUUGGCAUCUGGCAAAUGGUUAGUUGCGGUGGCUUUUGGCAGUUUGGAAGUUUUCACCAUUGAUGGUGUUACUGUUGUAAUGUACACUAGUGUAUGCUUGUCAACUAUUUAAUUCAAUUAAUUAUUAAAAUGUUUAUGGGUGAAAAGUGGACAAUUUAGUGCAGCGUAAGAUACAAGUUUGGACAAAUGUUUACUUUGGUAUAAGAUACAACUUACAAGGUUAAAAUGACAUAUCUAGAGUCUAGACAACAUUGUUUGCUGAACAUGUUAUUGCAGCAAUUCUGUUUUGAAAUUAGUGCUGGAGAAAAGCUAAAUUAAAUCAUUGAUUACAGACUUUGCAGUAUCCCCAUGAUUAAGCUUUUCCCACAUUGCAAAUUAAU